This is a messenger RNA of Mytilus californianus (California mussel), 1116 nucleotides long. RefSeq lists its product as uncharacterized. The record is from RefSeq and is a predicted model, not a curated record. NCBI's taxonomy places the organism in Eukaryota, Metazoa, Mollusca, Bivalvia, Mytilida, Mytilidae. Bases 1 to 1116 code for a protein of 371 amino acids. The transcript is spliced from 12 exons.
AUGGCUGAAGACAUGUUGUGGAUUAUCUUAUUAGCUUGUGUUUUAGAUAUAAAAUCUGUGAUUGCACAUAGUUUUCCAUCUGAUCGGGCUAUUCACACAGACAGUAAAACAUGGAAAGCUGCUUCUUUUAGAUGUGGCAAUAAUGGAUUAGAGUUUGACAAAAAGACGUUGAAGAAUAUUGCCAUGCUGCAAGAUAAGGAAUUUUGGAUUGGAAUGGCUAUUUACCGUAUAAGUACAUCAUGGAUUGAAAUUCUAGGUACGAAACACGGUCCUUCAAUCGUAUCAUGCCAAAAACAAUGUGAAUCAUAUCAGUUCUUUGGUUACAGUGAGUCAACAAAGAAAUGUUUUUGUCAACAUAAUAAAGAUAAUGAACGAAACUCCUACAAUAUAAGUGGUUGCAUAGAAGAAAAUGAUUCGAACUAUUCCUUCGUUUAUAAAGUAUUUACCGGGCAUGUUUCUAACAAUGGCGAUGGGGAAUGUACGACUUUAUUCUGUAAGACAGGAAGCAAUGGAUUGAAGUCAGCUAAUUGUAAUGAUGAUACAAAUACAGCAAGAAUCAGUAGAUGUAAUGAUGGAUACAAAGUUGGAUGGGGUAAACCGUAUUUAACAAGCAAACAAUUGUGCCUGGAAAGAUUUCAGCUUUUACUUCCACCUGAGACUUAUUGCCAAACGAACAAUCAUACAUUCGAAGGGAUCCCUUCAUGGACAAACGUUUUUCGAGCCAAAACAGAGGCUAAGCUGAUAAAAGCCGAAGCAGGUACAAAAGAACUGCUUUUUUGUUUAGUAGGCACGAUAACAGAAAAAGGAGUGCUUCAUAUAACCAGACGAGCUUGUAAUGACAAGUUACAGUUUGUGUGCAGAAUAGACAAAGCAUCUACAAUCUCCAGCCAAAGCGUAAUUACAACAACGUCAAUGGAUAAAGAUUCCAGCGCCAGUUUUGCUAUAGAUUUGUCACAUCUUGUUACUAUUUAUCCAAAUUAUCCACCGUCUACAACUAAAAACCAGAAUCAUCAUAAUAUCUCUAGUCCGAAUAGUACACCGUCUACAACAGAUCCCUCACAUCCGCCUACUGACCCAUCUACAACCAGAACACAUCACCCUCAUGGAAAUUACUAA